This is a messenger RNA of Prorocentrum cordatum, 2087 nucleotides long. NCBI's taxonomy places the organism in Eukaryota, Dinophyceae, Prorocentrales, Prorocentraceae. The record is from the annotation of a GenBank genome assembly.
AUGACUGUCACGAAGGCUGCCCAGCCCGCCGACUUCGCGACCCUCAGGCGGCAGAGGGACUCCAAGCGGAAAGCCAUUGGCGCGAAGAAAGGCAAGGCAGAGGGCAAGGCCGAGGCCAAGGGCGUGGCCGUGGCCGGGGGCACCUCAGCCUGCGGCAACAGGCGCACCCAGGAGUUGCAGCUAAUGGAGGCGGUUGCGACGCGCACCCUGCUGUUGGACGAAGAACGCGCAGCUCUGUGCCGCGAUCAGAAAUUCGCAUUGGAAGCGCCUCUUAAAAAAAGAAAGAGAGCUGAUGAAAGGGAUGGACUGGACUGGACUAUCGACCAGCACGACAAGGCGGGCGCAGUGGAUCGCAAAAAGGCCAAGGACGAGAAUACCGAUUUGCUUAGACCUCCGCAAGCAAGUAACCAGUGGCCCUUUUCUCGGAUGUUGCACCGCCUCGGCGGAGCCUGCGAGGAUAUGGAGUGCCGAGAUGCGUUGCUCAAGCAGAUCGCCGACUGGGGGGACAAGAAAGAGUUGACAGAUAUGGCGACGUGCAGCGCGGUGACGAUCUGCUUUGUGACUUGCAUGGUCUGCUUCAUCACGCUCGGCUUCCUUAUCCUCAGACAGCAGUUCGACAAAAAGGUCCAUGGGGGUGCUAUGUACUUCGAGUUCUGCCUGGCCUUGUACGUGGAGGUGAUGAACUACAUGCUUUCAGCACUUGCGGGCGGUCUUACUGCCAGAGAGAACCACAGGACAGAGGGAGAACACGAGUUUCACAUGUUGGCUAAAACGAUGGUGAUGAAGUUCGUGAUCACGUAUUUCGCCUUGUACUACAUUGCUUUUUUCAAGGACCACCACUAUCUGUUUGGAGUACCAAUGACUUGCUUGAGGGGCGACUGCUUCUCGGACCUGCAGUCGCAGCUUGCGGCCUUUGUGUUCUUCCGCCUGGUGAUGGCCAAUGCCGUGGAGUUCCUGUAUCCCCGCGUCGCGGGCGCCGUCCGCAGCGGUAUGCAACGGUCCCCUGGCUUUUGCGUCUUUCUGAGGAAAUGCGUCUGCGACUGCGGGCAUUGCCUCGAGAACUGGAUCAGAUUUCGGAGUGUGGGCGGCUCCUUGGGGGAGCUUUCAGCCACAGAAGCGCAGGCGAACUUGGAUUGCUUCAGCGCUUUCGAGGAGUUCGAGGAGUUCAUGAUCUGUCAUGGUCUCGCCACGCUGUUUGCAGCGACCUCCCCGUGGGUCUGCUUCGUGUGGCUGCUGGGCGCUAUUCUGGAGAUGAAGGUCGACAGGGACAACCUCCUGCUGAGAAGCCAGAGACCAACGCCGGCGCGCGCAAGGAACAACGAGCCCUGGGACACCGCCUUCGAGCUGUACGGGUUCGCCGCGGCGACCACCAACAUCUUGCUGGCUGUGUUCGUUUCCGAGGAGCACGCGGGGCUGGACACGCUUGGGAAGCUGGAGGCGUUCACGUACUACGCGCAUGCGGUCUUGCUUGCCCGGCUUGCCCUCGCGUGGCUCCUGCCAGUGGUGCCGAGAGGCGUCGCCACGCUCAAGAUGAAGCAGGACGCCCUCGUCCACCGCGUCCUCGAGAACGUCAGGGUUCAGGACGUGCAGGAGCGCGGACUGUUCCGCGACCUCAAGACCAGCCCUCUGGACAUCCACGAGUUUGACUUCACGGAGGAGGACGAGGACGGUGUGGAGCCGAGCCUGAGGCUGGGCCAGAGCGCCAGGGCGCUCGCCUCCGGCAUUCUGGACGCCGCGAGUGCGCCCAGGUAGCGCUGUAAUUGAGCGCCGCGCGCGCGCGCUCCCGAUUGCCCGCCGGCUGCCCUGUGGCGUCGCCAUGCACGCACUAUUCGAUGGGCUCCUCCUCCUCCCCCUCCUCAUCCUCCUCCUCCUUCUCCUCCCCCCGCCCCUUUGCUGCGCCCUGAUUAUGCUGCUGCUAUUGUUGCUGUGUGGCCAACUCGGCCGGCCCAAGGUGGCUGCGCCGUCCCAUGGCCCGUGGGCGUAGAGGCGCAGAGGCCUCGUGCUCCGCGCCGGCGCAAAAGUUGCGCAAUGCCACGCCGUGUGCCCGCGCGGAGGCACACAGCGUCGUCGGAGAGGGCUACGGUCAA